This is a messenger RNA of Drosophila albomicans, 2593 nucleotides long. It is a transcript of the gene Fatp2, whose product is annotated as long-chain fatty acid transport protein 1. Gene Ontology annotation, cellular component: endoplasmic reticulum. Gene Ontology annotation, molecular function: long-chain fatty acid-CoA ligase activity; long-chain fatty acid transmembrane transporter activity. Bases 464 to 2593 code for a protein of 709 amino acids. Gene Ontology annotation, biological process: triglyceride homeostasis. The record is from RefSeq and is a predicted model, not a curated record. The transcript is spliced from 5 exons. Lineage: Eukaryota; Metazoa; Arthropoda; Insecta; Diptera; Drosophilidae.
AAACUCACAUAAUUUAUUCCCAUUAUCAAAAAGGUAUUGCCGGCUUCUUUUGUUUGUUUUAGUAUUAAAUAACGGAAUUCGGCAAACAAUCUUGAGAUCUUUAAAGUGUUCAUUUACCUGCAGUGGCCAAGCAAACAGUAAAGCUUUUACAGCUAAUUACUGAUGGAAACGAGCUACCCAAAAAAAAAUAAAAAUAAAUAAGAAGUACUUGAGUAAUGGCUAACUUUUAGUGAUUUACGCGGAAGUGUUGAUGUUGAAUCAAACCGAAUGGGAAAAGAAUACCGAAAAACGCAGACUAUUAUUAGCUUUCAAUUGAAUUUUUAAAGACUAUUAGAAGAAAUACUGAUCAUAAGCAGCUUCGACUUUAAAGUCAAAUAUUGUAUAUGGGAACUGCACCACAGAUUGUUGUCAAACAAGUGUGAUCUUUGCAUAAAGUCAAGAAUUUAGGCAAAUAUUGGAAAACAUGAUGAAAAGCACCGAUGAUGAUCCAUUAGUCGGGGACAGCGGACAGAAGUCCAAUGAUUAUCACCUUAAAAUAUGGCACAAGAGUGCCUCCAAGGACGUUAAGCUCAACAUCGAGGCAACCCAGGACACAUCCAAUGCAGCCAAGAAAACCAGUUGCCUUCGCUGGCUGCUGUUCCUGCUAUUGACGCCACUUGGAGCAGCGGGCACAGCUUUGCUCUGGUACUAUCAAGGUGCCUACUAUGGACUGCUUGGGGUCUAUGGCAGCCUCGUGCUGCUGCUGUUGGUUAAGCCUGGCUUCCGCUGGUUCUACAUAGCAGCAGUGACGACACCCCGCGACACCAUCGCUCUGAUUGCCUACAUACGCGUGAUGUUGUUUGUGAAGCGGCAGGAGCGCAAGAACCUCAAUGUGGGCGACAUCUUCGAGGCGAAUGUGGCACAGUAUCCCGACAAGCUGGCGAUUGUCAGCGAGACGCAACAAUGGACGUUCCGGCAACUGAACGAACAUGCAAAUCGUGUGGCGAAUGUCUUCCACAGCCAUGGCUAUAAGAAAGGCGACGUGGUGGGUUUGCUGAUGGAGAAUCGCUGCGAGUUCGUUGCCACAUGGCUUGGACUCUCGAAACUAGGUGUCAUCACGCCGCUCAUCAACACAAAUUUGCGCGGUCCUUCGCUACAGCACAGCAUCAAGGUGGGCAACUGCACCGCACUCAUCUACAGCGUUGGCUACCGUGCAGCUGUCAUGGAUAUAGCCAGGGAUUUGCCCGCUCAUGUGGCGUUGUAUCAGUUCAACGAUAGCGUGCACUCCCCCGAAGUUACCGAUGGUCUCACACAGGGUCUGGCACAGCAACUGAAUCCACUGCUGGAUGCUGCAGCCAAGGAUAAAGUGGCUGCAGGUGCCACGAGGGCGGAUCAUCAGGAUAAGCUUGUCUACAUCUACACAUCGGGAACCACAGGACUGCCCAAGGCAGCUGUCAUUACCCACUCACGCUAUUUCUUCAUUGCCGCUGGAAUACACUAUACCUUGGGCUUCCGGGAUAAUGAUGUGUUCUACACUCCGCUGCCACUAUAUCAUACAGCUGGCGGCGUGAUGAGCAUAGGACAGGCGUUGCUCUUCGGCUCCACUGUUGUCAUCCGCAAGAAAUUCAGUGCGUCGGGAUACUUUGAAGACUGCGCGCGCUUUAACUGCACGGUCUCACAAUACAUUGGCGAGAUGGCCCGUUAUAUAUUGGCCACCCCCGAUGCACCGCAUGACCGCCAGCAUCGAGUGCGGAUGGUCUUUGGCAAUGGGUUGCGUCCCCAGAUCUGGACACGGUUCGUGGAACGGUUUAAGAUUGCCAAAGUGGGCGAAUUCUAUGGUGCAACUGAGGGCAAUGCGAAUAUCAUGAACAACGACAGCACUGUGGGAGCCAUUGGAUUUGUCUCACGCAUACUGCCCCAGAUAUAUCCCAUUUCAGUGAUCCGAGCUGAUCCCCACACCGGCGAACCCAUUCGCAACAAGAAGGGACUAUGCGAGUUGUGCGGCGUACAGGAACCGGGCGUCUUCAUUGGGAAGAUUGUGAAGGGCAAUCCGUGUCGAGAGUUUCUUGGCUACGUCGACACGAAGGCCUCCUCCAAGAAAGUCGUGCACGAUGUCUUCUGCAAGGGUGACAUGGCAUUUAUAUCUGGGGACCUAUUAGUGGCCGACGAGCGUGGUUACUUGUACUUUAAGGAUCGCACGGGUGACACGUUCCGUUGGAAGGGCGAGAAUGUCUCCACCAGCGAAGUGGAAGCGCAGCUCAGCAAUCUCGUUGGCUACAAGGACACCAUUGUCUAUGGUGUGAGCAUACCGCAGACAGAGGGACGUGCAGGCAUGGCGGCCAUAUAUGAUCCAACGCGAGAGGUAAAUGUGGCAACAUUAGGAUCUCAGCUGGCGGCAACCUUACCUAACUAUGCGCGCCCAAUAUUCCUGCGAUUCCUGCGACGAAUUGAUCUUACUGGAACGUUCAAGUUGCGCAAGGUGGAGCUGCAACAACAGAGCUUUAAUCCCGCAGCCAGCGAGGAUGAGUUGCACUAUCUGCAGCCAAAUGGCAACUAUGCACCGUUGACACAAGCCAUUUACGAGAGCAUACAGCGCAAUGAGAUGCGCUUCUGA